Pongo pygmaeus (Bornean orangutan) is the source of this 2533-nucleotide messenger RNA. Its product is annotated as protein IWS1 homolog. NCBI's taxonomy places the organism in Eukaryota, Metazoa, Chordata, Mammalia, Primates, Hominidae. The record is from RefSeq and is a predicted model, not a curated record. Bases 1629 to 2483 code for a protein of 284 amino acids. The transcript has 4 exons.
UGGUCAAGGGCCUGGUCUCCCCUCAAGACACGGUCACAGAUCAGAGGCCACACCAUCAUAGCAGUGGAGCAGGACCAGCUGGGACAGGGUCCUUCUGUGACACCUGCUGCAUCACCAGGCUGUGGGAAUGGACUCAAUUGCCAGAACUCACAGAAUAGCAGUAUCAGCACCAAAACCUCACAGGAAAAAUGCAGGUGUAUUCAUCGCCCCAAACUGAAGACGGUCCAAAUGCCCAUUGACAACAGAAUGGAUGAAUAAACCAUGGUGUGUUCACAGGACAGAAUCCAACAAGGCAGCAACAGUAAACAAGCUUCAGGUGCAGCCACAACAGGGCAGGGGAAGAGUCGCAGGCAGUGAGGACAUAGCGGCCGGGCCUGCUAGACAUGCAGGGGUGUCCACAUGAAAAUGUUGGCGCAUGGUCUGAGCCGUGUGUGUAGGGCCCGGGGUGCUGACCGGGCAGUUCUUCAACACAGUGAGUGGUAGUGGGAGUCCCGAAGGUUCUCAGGCCUUGUCUCCAUGGAGGGCGUUUUGUGGCCUCUCCCGGGGCAGCCGGCAGGAGCCAGGCGAGAACAGAUGCGUCUGUAGCAGGAGGGCAUUGAUGCCUCUGAGGUUGUAGCGAGGUUGGUAUUUACCUUUUCCUCCUGGUCCAUUCUGAAGCUCCAAAGAACGGUCAGUUUAAUACAGAGACACAAUUACAGCAAGCAUCUAGUGUGAGACUAGCCACGCAUUUUGGCUGGAAUUACUCAGGGCGUUGGAAAAUCACAAACCUUUUCAAGUAAACUUGCAAAUUGCUAGCAUUCUCUCUGCAAGACAAGAAAUGCCGUCUGUCCCCUGACCCCCGACUCCACACCCAGCUUGUUCUGCCCCUUUCUGAUUGUUCUAAGUAACUGACAUACUUAGAGCAGUUUGGAGCCACGUCGUGGCCUUUUGAGGCCGGCGAGCUGUGAUAUUUUCCUACAGAGCACGGUCACCUCCAGAGGUGAGAGAGACACAGAAUUCUACUCUGAGAAUCCCUGGGACGCACACCACGGUGGCUGUGAGUAUGAAGGCAGAUGCUGCGGAGCAGCGUGGAAAGGGUGUGGGGCCCGUGGCCCCUGGCAGUGCCCGGAGCUGAGCAGCCACCUUCCUGGAGGAGAAGGCCUGGGCCGGAUGCCUGAGAAUGACACACACAGGCCCAGCUGUUCUUCAGAGAUACAGAGCGACCAACUGUCUGCUUUGCUGGGACUGUCCACUGUUAGCAGGGAAAGUCCUGCAUCUGGCACGCUGGGGAAGUGGCUGCACCAGCUGAGAACCAGUCUCUGAUUUUAGGGGUGAGGAAAGUAGAGGUGGGUGCUCUACCUGAAUGCUCACCAGCUCGGGGGUGCGCCUGAGCAGUGGACAUCAGUCAGACAUCUCUGUGAAGUGUUAGGGGGAAGAGUAUCAUGGAACCAUUAGCAGCUGCUUGAGAUUAGGCCCAAACCAGUGGGGACCAUCACAUCCAAACACUUGGAGCCACCUGCCGUCAUCGGGGUGGCCCAUCUUUCUUCUGAGCGGGGAUUCUCUUCCUGCCUGGAGGGAGCAGUUUCCUCAUCAGGGGUGGCCCACCUUUCCUCUGAGUGGGGCAUUCUCCAGCAAAUGAAAACGUCUACAUGAGAAUGCAGACGCAGCGCCCUCAGAUGCCGGCUGCAGAAAGCACUGGAGACCCAGAGAAUGAACACAUCCACACGAGAACGCAGACGCAGCGCCCUCAGACGCCGGCUGCAGAGAGCACUGGAGACACUGCAAAUGAAAACAUCCACACGAGAACGCAGACACAGCAACCUCAGACGCCGGCUGCAGAAAGCACUGGAGACCCAGAGAAUGAACACAUCCACACGAGAACGCAGACACAGCACCCUCAGACGCCGGCUGCAGAAAGCACUGGAGACCCAGAAAAUGAAAACAUCCACACGAGAACGCAGACACAGCACCCUCAGAUGCCGGCUGCAGAAAGCACUGGAGACCCAGAGAAUGAACACAUCCACACGAGAACGCAGACACAGUGCCCUCAGAUGAUGGAUGCAGACAGCGCUGGAGACACUGCAAAUGAAAACAUCCACAGGAGAACGCAGACGCAGGGCCCUCAGACGCCGGCUGCAGAGAGCGCUGGAGACCCAGAGAAUGAACACAUCUACACGAGAACGCAGACACAGCAACCUCAGACGCCGGCUGCAGACAGCACUGGAGACACUGCAAAUGAAAACAUCCACACGAGAACGCAGACACAGCACCCUCAGACACUGGCUGCAGAAAGCACUGGAGACCCAGAAAAUGAAAACAUCCACACGAGAACGCAGACACAGCACCCUCAGAUGCCGGCUGCAGACAGCGCUGGAGACCCAGAGAAUGAACACAUCCACACGAGAACGCAGACACAGCACCCUCAGACGCCGGCUGCAGACAGCGCUGGAGGCAUUGUGCAUGAGAAGAAAAAGACAAGGUCAAGAACUUCCGUGGAGAAAUAAAAAUUACACAAAAAGGAAAGAUUUGUUUUUUUUUUUUUUUGCUGAUUGUA